UCACAAACAGAAGUUGGCAAUCAGCACUAUCAUCUGGUUUGGAAAACGUGGUAAAGACGCGGCGGUGAAAAAAAUGGGUCCGAAAUCUAAAAAGGGAGCUGAAAAACCCAAAGGUGCAGCAGCUGCUGCAAAGCCAACUAAAACUGAAAAACCUAAAGAAGAGAAAAAAGAUGUUCCCGCACCAGUCCCUAAAGUUGUUGCUAAAGGUACAGAAAAGGUUGUACCUAAGGGUAAAAAAGUUGGAGGUGCUCAGGCAAAGGCUAAAGCUUUAGUUGCAAGGAAGAAGGUGGUGAAAGGAGCUCAUGGAACCAGAACGAGAAAAAUCCGAACAACUGUACAAUUCCGACGACCCAAGACUCUUACUCUCCAACGAAAGCCAAAAUAUCCCAGGAAAAGCUGUCCUAGGAGGCCAAGAUUUGAUCAGUGGUCAACCAUUAAACAUCCAUUAACAACUGAAUCAGCAAUGAAGAAAAUUGAAGAUAAUAAUACAUUGGUAUUUAUUGUGCAUAAAAGAGCAAAUAAGCCUCAGAUUAGGAAUGCAGUGAAGAAGUUGUAUAAUAUUGAUGUACAGAAAGUGAAUACUCUCAUAAGACCUGAUGGGCAAAAGAAAGCUUAUGUAAGGUUAGCUCCUGAUUAUGAUGCAUUAGAUGUUGCUAAUAAGAUUGGAAUCAUAUAAAUGGACUUCUUUAAUUUUGAAAUAAAAGUUUAAUUUAAAAAAAAAGAAA
Uloborus diversus is the source of this 725-nucleotide messenger RNA. RefSeq names its product 60S ribosomal protein L23a-like (gene RpL23A). Gene Ontology annotation, cellular component: ribosome; cytosolic large ribosomal subunit. The transcript has 5 exons. Lineage: Eukaryota; Metazoa; Arthropoda; Arachnida; Araneae; Uloboridae. Bases 74 to 676 code for a protein of 200 amino acids. Gene Ontology annotation, biological process: translation; ribosomal large subunit assembly. Gene Ontology annotation, molecular function: structural constituent of ribosome; rRNA binding. The record is from RefSeq and is a predicted model, not a curated record.